AUGAACGAUUUGGACGAGAUCUUGGAUUUUGAGGAGACAGUAGACUUUAAUUUAUCCGAUAAUCCCGAUGCCCUUGCUGUUGAAAUAUUAGAUGAGGAUGGUUUAUUUAACCUUAAUGAAGAUAUAGGCUUUGAAAAUAGUAAACAACUAGAUGAAGAAGAGACCAAAGAUAGUACCAAAAAUGGUGAUAAUGACAAAACUCAAAGAUUAGGUGUGGAUUCGUCUGAUACUUUGGACAAAGAAGGCAAUAAAGAGUCCGGGAAGCUUGAAACAGACAAUUCUAUUAUACCUACAUUACCCCCAAAAGAGAACACGCUAAAACCUUCAUCAGAUACUGAUGUUGCUAAAGCUGACGCUCCACAAAAUCCACAACAAACAAACCACCAUUCUCAACAAAACGCUCAAAAUUAUAGGGGACGAGGAGUGAGAAGAAAUAAUGAGUGGAAUCAAGGAAAUGUCGGUGGUGAAUUUUUUAAUGGAGGCAUGUCAACAUUUCGGUCGGGAUAUGUACCGGGUUUAGACGGAAUCAAUGCAUUCAUCGCAAGAGGUGGUAAUCCCAUCUUCGGUCAUCAUAAUAAUUCAAUGUCAGCACGUAAAUCUGCAAAUCAACAACAGAAUACACAGAGAACAACUCAAGCAACGACUCAAGCAACGCCUCCCAAACGUAAGGCUCCAAAUGAUGGAUUCGAGCAAAAAGAACAGGACGUCAAAAAAGCUGUUGCUACGAAUGGUAAAUCUCAAGCUCUUGAAAACAAAUCCACUACAUCUCCCUCACAGAAAAACGUCGAUCGAAUCAAAACACCCUCGACGACUAUUACCACGAAAAAUUCUUCGAAUUCUACACCAGAAAAACCGUCUAAACCUGGUAUUUCACCAUCCACUACAAACAAAGCACCUGUCACAAAGCUUAAAAGACGCACGACCACAUUGCCUUCUGAGUCUACGUCAUCUUCAAAAUAUAUGCAAGAUUCUAAGUCAACCGUGAAAUCCGUACCAAAAAACAACGCCUAA
Messenger RNA from Racocetra fulgida, 1011 nucleotides. The record is from the annotation of a GenBank genome assembly. Lineage: Eukaryota; Fungi; Glomeromycota; Glomeromycetes; Diversisporales; Gigasporaceae.